AUGGAGACACAGUCAUCAAAUGGGAAUGACGCGUCCGCACCAGCCACCAAAAGGCGUCGAGUUCCGCGUGCAGUCCUCGCUUGCGACAGGUGUCGACUAAAGAAGUACAAGUGCUCCGAAGCUCAACCAUGCAGUCACUGCAAGCGAAGCGGCGCCGAAUGCAAGUAUGGUAGAGGUUAUCGACCAGUGAACGAUCGAGCAUCGCUCACGAGCGAUAUCAGUAAUGAUGUAGGGCCUCUAAAUCUUGAUAUCCAAGAACCGAGCCCCGGUCUUGAAAUUCAGCUCUUUGGGAACCAUGGCCAACGACAGGAUGAGGAAUGCCUUCAAUCGCCAGUAUCGGCCAGGACCAGACUACCGCCCACAUCCAUCAGCGAUCCAUCAAACAGCCAGGUCCAGGUCCAGGCCCCAGCAAUUUCGCCAAGCGAGGAGAGCGAAAUCGCAGAAUUGAAUCAGCAUACCAACGGCAUCGAGUACCACGGCAACACGUCUUCCAUGUCCUUUUUGGAUAAUCUGCAAAGACUGCGUGAACAGAGACUUAUGUCAUCUAAUCCAGCCGAGCGCAAACCGUUUUCAUUUGUCUCAGUAUUGCACAACCCCAGUUUCGUGUCAAGACGAAGCUUCGCUUCAGAUCUGACUGGCACCCUCGCUGCCAGCGGAUUCUAUUCAAAGCGGGCCAACACAUUUAUCGAAGGCUACUUUGGAGGUAUACACUAUGUUCACCCGAUAAUUGACAAAGAAGACUUUCUGACCCGCUCCAAUGGGCUUUGGCGCGGUACGAACCAUAGCGAUGUGCACUUUAUCGUUCUCUACUUGAGCGUAUUGUCCUUGGGUGCCUUGACUCGCACUUGGAAUGAGGAUACGCUUGAUGGCCUUAGUCGCUUCCAAUGGAGCAGAAAGCUUUUUGCUGAAGCCCAGACGCUUCUGGACGACAUACAGUUCAGCAGUCAAAUGGAGACGAUACAGUGCUUCUAUGUCAUGGCCAAGGUAUGCCAGAAUGAACUAAAUCCAAAUCUCGCCUACAUGUAUCUGGGCUGGGCAAUACGUUCUUGCCUAGCUGUGGGGAUGAACCGCGAAAGGAACAGUCCAAAUGCAAAAAGUGUUUUAACAAUGUCAAGAACAUGGUGUGAAAUGAGCUUUCUUCUCGGUCGACCCGACACACUAGGUCAAGACCAAUAUCACAAUCGCGCAAUGCCUCCAAUCGAUGAUUCCGAAUAUGCCAUCAUCUCAGCAAUGGUACAGUUCGGUCGGAUCAUGCGAAAGGUCUCUAUAGGGAUAUAUCACUCUGAAUUACCAAUUCUUGAGACCAUUGAUUUGGCAUGUCAAAUAGAGCGCGAUUUGGACACUUGGCUCGAAGGCCUACCUCAACGACGAAACAUCUCUUUACGAGACCCAGAUUGGCGGCGGAAACAAAGACUUAUUCUGGAACUCAAAUACUACAAUGUCAUGAUGCUUCUAUUCCGACCGUUUCUCACUCGAUGCACACCAGAGCCCGACGAACAAUCGUCGAAUGCGUUGAAUGGAGCAGUAGACAAGUGUGUGUCGUCAGCUCAAAGGACUAUAGAAAUUAUGCACGAGACAUACAAGGUCCACACCUACUUCCGGACAUGGUGGUACAACACAACAUACAUCACAAUCGCAGCUUCUGUUCUACUCCUGUAUGAGUCGCGAACAAAGGAGCGCCCCAACACAGGCAAUCUUGCCUUGAUUGAAACGGCCAUGGAGAUUCUAGAAGCCAUGGACGAAUCAGUAGUGGCGCGGAGUGCUGCAGAAGUCAUCAAGCACUUUUUGCGAGAGCUCAACACUAUUCCCAACGGCACAUCGGAUAGAAUCGUCGUUUCGGACUCUAUCAACGUUCAACAGGCCCCUACACCUGGUCCAUGGACGUCCUUGGACGUAAGUGACCACUUGACUUCAUAUCACCUUGGAGAAUCUACUGAUGGCAGGCGGCAGUUUGAGUUGGCUGGCUUCGAAUUUUUGGACUUUCCACUAGGCGAAAUGAUAACUGUCUUUGACGAACUCCACAAGAGCCUUGAUCACAGCACACAGCCAGAGUGA
Messenger RNA from Fusarium graminearum PH-1, 2055 nucleotides. RefSeq lists its product as uncharacterized. The transcript has 8 exons. Gene Ontology annotation, cellular component: nucleus. NCBI's taxonomy places the organism in Eukaryota, Fungi, Ascomycota, Sordariomycetes, Hypocreales, Nectriaceae. Gene Ontology annotation, molecular function: zinc ion binding; DNA-binding transcription factor activity, RNA polymerase II-specific; RNA polymerase II cis-regulatory region sequence-specific DNA binding. Gene Ontology annotation, biological process: DNA-templated transcription; positive regulation of transcription from RNA polymerase II promoter by galactose. Bases 1 to 2055 code for a protein of 684 amino acids. The record is from RefSeq and is a predicted model, not a curated record.